Molecule: messenger RNA, 639 nt
Organism: Exophiala spinifera
Lineage: Eukaryota; Fungi; Ascomycota; Eurotiomycetes; Chaetothyriales; Herpotrichiellaceae
Product: peptide-methionine (S)-S-oxide reductase
Exons: 1
Coding region: 1-639 (212 amino acids)
Molecular function (GO): peptide-methionine (S)-S-oxide reductase activity
Source: RefSeq, a predicted model, not a curated record
AUGGCCUUUCAAAUGCCCGGCUUCCUAUCUCGAUUCCUCCGGCCCUUCUCGUCCGCGGCCCAUCUCUCUCUACAACCGGACGCACUAGCCGCGAUGCAAUUCCCGCCAAACUCCCAACGGGCCAUUUUCGCCGGCGGCUGCUUCUGGGGCCUUGAGGAACUGUACCGCAAGGACUGGGGCAACGGCAAGGGCUUGCUGGACUGUCGCGUAGGAUACACGGGCGGUAAGACCGAGGCGCCGUCAUACCAGGCCGUCUGCUCAGGGCGGACGGGCCACGCCGAGUCGCUCUUGAUCGUCUUUGACCCGGAACUCGUCACGUAUCGGCAGCUCGUCGAGUACUUUUUCAAGAUGCACGAUCCCACGACCCUGAACAGGCAGGGUGCCGACACGGGCACGCAGUACCGUUCGGCCGUGUUCGUCGAGGACGACGAGCAGGAGAAGAUUGCCACCGAGGUCAAACAGAAGGUCGGCGAGCAGUGGUACAAGGGGAAACCCAUCACGACGGAGAUCCUGAGGGCGACGCAGUGGUAUGAUGCCGAGGACUAUCACCAGGAUUACCUCAAGAAGCAGGAGUUGAACGGCGCUUAUGGAUAUCAUUGUCCUGCGCAUUUUGUGAGGCCUUUUCCUGAACUGAAGUAA